AUUGUUCUUAGUUCUCAGCAUCGAGGAGGUAUCGAUUUCUUGAAUGAAAAUAGCUACAUACGCGUAUAGGUUAGCGAUUCUUCAACUCAGCAAAUUACUUCAAAUGUAUUAAUGAAAUAUGGUGUUAAGUUAACAUAAAUAAGCGAAAUAAUAUGAUAAUUGUGCUCUGUGUAUAUUGAUCCUCCAAUCAGUGUUAUAAUAGCGAUAAGAAUGGCAGAAGAAGGAAAGAAGAUUUCUUUCGGAUUUGCGAAAUCGAUUAAGAAGCCUGUAUUAAAAAAACCUGUGCCGCAAGAGGAAAAGAAAGUAGAUUAUAUUGAAUGCCUAGAUGAAAAGAGUAUUAAAGUGAUAGGAAUUGUAUCAGCUGUUGUACCAGAAUUACGACCAAAAGGUAUGGGACUUGGAGCAGACAAAGUAACACUACAGAAGAAUACAAAUUCCAAGAAACAAGAGGAAGAACUCAAAAUUGAAAAGGGCACGUUCGUGAAAAUCAUAGCUGGAAAGCAAUCCAAUAAUUACGGUCAAAUAGAAGGAUUCGAUGAUGAUGCAGGGAGACUUAUAAUAAAACUUGCCCUUGGCGGAAAUAUAAUAUCGGUGAAUGAGUUCAUGGUACAACCCGUGACUAAAUCAGAAUAUUCAAAAAAUUCCAAAGUUCUAAAUGUGAAGAAGUAUGAAGAAUAUAGGGAUAAACAAUCUAAGGAACAGAAACAAAACCCAGAGAGGAAGAGAAAGUCAUCUGAACAUUCGGGUGACUCUGAUCAAGAUGAUCACAAGAAUAGUGUAGAUGAAAAUAAGAAAAGGAAUACGUCACACAGUAGAGAAACAAAAAUACGAAAAGUGCAGACAGAUUCUGACAACGAUAGUGAUGAUGAUCACACAAAAAUACGAAAAAGAACGAGCAGUUCUGGUAGUAGCGGUACUUACAAAUCAAAGAAAUCAAAAAAAUCUAAGAAGCAUAAGAGGCAGCAUUCGCCUGAAAAGUCAAGUAAGAAACGCAAGAAAAAGGAUAAAGAAAAAGAAAAGAUUAAAGAUAGAAAAUCAAGAGAUUAUACAGAUAGACGGAAACACAAGAAACAUGGAAGAUCGAGAUCAAGAUCUUCCACUAGGCGAUAAAUUUUACUUUCGUGACAAAUUGUACAAAUUUUGUUUCUAUACGUUUUGUAAUAAAAGAUAUUUUUUACACAA
This is a messenger RNA of Ceratina calcarata, 1182 nucleotides long. RefSeq names its product G-patch domain and KOW motifs-containing protein homolog 1-like. The record is from RefSeq and is a predicted model, not a curated record. The coding region runs from base 211 to 1110 and encodes 299 amino acids. NCBI's taxonomy places the organism in Eukaryota, Metazoa, Arthropoda, Insecta, Hymenoptera, Apidae. The transcript has 3 exons. Gene Ontology annotation, biological process: mRNA splicing, via spliceosome. Gene Ontology annotation, cellular component: spliceosomal complex.